UCGCAGUCAGUAUUCAGUAAGCAACAAGUGAGCGAGCCAGCAACAGCUACCAGCUGAGCAACUAAAGAGUUUUAUCCAAGUGCUAAACUAGUAAAAUCACAUCAAGAUGCGUUUGGGACAGACCGUACCUAACUUCCAGGCCGACACCACCAAGGGACCCAUCAGCUUCCACGAGUGGCAGGGCAACUCGUGGGUGGUGCUCUUCUCCCACCCCGCCGACUUCACCCCCGUCUGCACCACCGAACUGGGCAGAAUUGCGGUGCACCAGCCCGAGUUCGCCAAGCGGAACACCAAGUGCCUGGCGCACUCCGUGGACGCACUCAACUCGCAUGUGGACUGGGUGAACGACAUCAAGAGCUACUGCCUGGACAUUCCCGGGGACUUCCCCUACCCGAUCAUCGCCGACCCCACUCGGGACCUGGCCGUCAGCCUGGGCAUGCUCGACGAGGAGCAGAAGAAGGUCCCCGAGGUGGGCAAGACCAUCCGCGCCCUGUUCAUUAUCAGCCCGGACCACAAGGUGCGCCUCUCCAUGUUCUACCCCAUGUCUACUGGCCGCAACGUCGAUGAGAUCCUGAGGACCAUUGACUCUCUUCAGCUGACUGAUCGCCUCAAGGUGGUGGCCACUCCAGCCAACUGGACUCCUGGCACCAAGGUCAUGAUCCUGCCCACUGUCACCGAUGAGGAGGCCCACAAACUGUUCCCCAAGGGAUUCGACAAGGUCUCCAUGCCAUCUGGAGUGAACUACGUGCGCACCACCGAGAACUACUAGAGCGCUGAAGAUAGUAAUUAACUUGAAUUCCCGAUUCCGCUUUGUGCCAUAAAUUAGUUCAUAACAAUUUGUAUUAAAAAUUUAUUGUUACAAAAUAUCCAAAUCCAUUUUGUCACUGUUAAUAAACAGCUUCAAAACACAAACCAA
Messenger RNA from Drosophila takahashii, 916 nucleotides. Its product is annotated as peroxiredoxin-6-like. The record is from RefSeq and is a predicted model, not a curated record. Gene Ontology annotation, molecular function: peroxiredoxin activity. Lineage: Eukaryota; Metazoa; Arthropoda; Insecta; Diptera; Drosophilidae. Gene Ontology annotation, biological process: cell redox homeostasis; cellular oxidant detoxification. Gene Ontology annotation, cellular component: mitochondrion; cytosol.